Molecule: messenger RNA, 780 nt
Organism: Heterotrigona itama
Lineage: Eukaryota; Metazoa; Arthropoda; Insecta; Hymenoptera; Apidae
Source: the annotation of a GenBank genome assembly
AUGCCGAUCACGUUGAACGUUUUCUUAGAAAUUUAUCGUCAAAGCACCGAUUGCGCGUUUAAGAUGAGGAUUAUGGUGGUAAACGGCACAUUACGGCAAUGUGAUAUUACUCUGAUCGCGGUAACGGAAGACAGAGAAAAGUGUAGUGACUCGCUCGCUAAGUUGUUAGAACAGGCAACGCAAUUGAUUACAAUAGAAAUUAUGGUAACAAGAGACAUUGUAAAAUGGCUAGUUAGCAAAUACGAUUAUGUAAACUACUGUUGCAGUUCGCGAAGCUCUCUUCGUGCCCAAGAGAUGAAUACAUCUUUCUCUCCAGGAUGUCUGAUAUUUAAUACAAAUCCCAAUAUUUUUAUUGAAUUCAGUAUUGUUAACAAAUAUCUCGUGGAAGGAUAUUUUAGAGUUUUACGUUUUUCUACGAAAAUUAUUUUUCAUUGUUUCUUUUUUAACAUAACCUUCUUCGGAAAAUUAUUUUAAAUUAUUCGCCAAACUUCUCUUCCUCCUCGAUGAAUAAAAUCUCACUGAUCUUUCUUUUUUCCUUUUUUUUUUCUUUCAUCUCGAUUACGAAAUCUUAACAAAAAAAAGGAAAAAAAAAUUCUACCACGCUCGCAAUCCCUUUCACACGAGGGACAAGCCAGUGUCUACGACAAUGAUAGAAGGGGCACGUGAAAUUUCAUGUAAUCUCAGGUGAGAGUAAACACAGGGUUGGGUGGGGUGCACGCAGGAACUAUUUCGCUCAUUCUUGUACCGUUCACUGAUUAUGCUUCCGUUUAUAAGGCUUGA